UUUGGUCAGGAGGUCGUUGGUGAACUUAUGGAGAGUGGUUUGGCAAAAUGUCCUGGAUUUUAGAAGAUUCCAGGGGAGAGGUGGAGAAAUGGAAGCAGCUCAUGGAUACCAUCCAUGUGACAAGAGUAAUGUGUUAGGACUGAGAAGAACAAGGUCAAACUUGCUCAUUCCAGUCCUGCUUCUUAACUGAACUUGUUUCCUUUUCUGAAAAUGGGAAUAAUCCUAUUAGCUCAUAAGGUUGUUGAAAGUACAAUACAAAUUUAACGAUUAUUUUUAUGCUACAGUAAAGGGGCUUCUUCCUUACCUCCCCUCACCCCACCCCCCAACCCUAGAGAUUUCUGGGCAUGAUGUAACAGAUAAGAGGAGUCUGUUAGCUUAACAGUCCUGUCCCUAGGUUGAUACUGUUUUGAGAAUUUGCUAGGUAUGUCCUCUGGCAUUAGUCAUGCCAAAUCCCUUUGACAAUUGUUCCCUCAGCCACUCUGAGGUGAGGACACUGAGGAAAGGUGGUUAGGAGGGAGUCAGUGGUCAGGGCCACAUGGAAUGUUUCUGAGUCCUGCAGAAGCUGGUAAGAACGGCUCUGUUUGAGACCCUGGAUAUAGUGCCCUGGGGUGCCAACCUCACCCCAACACACAGAAGACUGCAAUCCCUGAGGGUGGCUGGGGCAGAGGCGCACGAAAACUCUCACUCUCUCUCUCUCUCUCUUUUAAACCUUCCUUUUUAAACCCGUGGCUCCUGCAGACUGAAUGGUCCCUGGACCGAAAAGUCUUGAGUGGGCAGCUUGAUUUUCAAGGUGUGCAUAAGGGCAUAUCCUUUUUUUCAUUCAUUCUAUUCUCACUGGACAACCAGAUCUGAUCAGCACUACCUCCUGUGUUUUUCUACUCACUGCUUACAAACUAAUCCUUUGAGCAUGCUUCUUUUAUGAAGCCCAGACCUUUUGUAGUUUAACAUACUGUGGUCUCAUCAUUCGUCUUAGUGCCUUGUUUUCCCCUAAAAGAAAAUAUCCUCUGGGGAAAAUAUGGCUGCCCCACAAGCCCACAGGGCCUAGACCUGUUACCAAGCCCUGGGGAGGCACGGGGCUGGGUGCUGACCUAACUGGAUGUAGAGGCGGCAGGUGCACAUAUUUUCUAGAACUUGCACUUUUCAGAUCCUGAGACGUCUAGAGAGUUUAGUCAAUGGGCCUUCUUACGGUCUGUGUUCCUUUUAAUGGAAGAGCUUGGUUUCAUUUCUGGGAAGAGGGCUUGCCAGAGGGAAACAGGGUCAUAUCAUGGAUAGUAUAGUCACAUGCUAAGAUGUAUAGGCCUCUCUAAACACGUGAUAGGAGGUCAGAGCAGGGGUACUUCCAAGGAGGCUCCUAUAUUGUCAGAAACCUUUCUGGAAGGCCAAGGGGUCGUCCUCUGCUUCAGUCACCAAAUCCAUCCUGAGCAUCUUCAGAAUAACACGCUCUCUCCUCCGGGCGCGGGGGACGGAAUUAGGGCUGGAAAGAUAGGCCAAGGUCCUGGUCUAUGGGAGCAGACGCCAUCAGAUGCGCGGGAGCCAUCUGGCCUGCCCCCGUUGCGGCAGAGCUGACGGAACCCUGGGGCAUGGCUUGCCUUGGGGGGCCAGAUGCUGUCUCUGGGCCAAAGCCGGGCCUGCAGGGCAGGUGGCCAGAACUUGGAAGGAAUUCUCUUCCGCUGCCCAGGGUCCAGGCUUGGCCCCAGCAAGCCGCCCCGCCAGCCUCUGCCGCCUGGGGCCUCGCGCAUUCCGCGCCCCGCCCCUCCGCGCCUCUCCGGGCCUCGCCCCCUCCCUUGUCCCCUUCUCCUCCCCCCACCAGCUGUCCCCUUUCCCCAGAGCGCCGAGACAGACGGAGCCUGGGAAGAGGCGGCCUCGGGCCGGAGGGGGCGUGGUGGGGAAGGGGAAGAGGGCGGGGGUGAGGGGAUAAGGAGGCCCGCGCCGCCCGCGCCCCCAGCCACUGCCCGCCCGGGAGCCCGGGUGCUGCCGCCGCCUCCCGCUCGCUUCCCCUCGCCCAGGGGGGAAAGGUCAGCAGCGUCCUGGAGCCGCCGUGUCACUCCCCGACAGCCAUGAACUGCAGCGAGAGCCAGCGGCUGCGCACCCUCCUCAGCCGCCUGCUGCUCGAGCUGCACCACCGGGGCAACGCCAGCGGCCUGGGCGCCGGCCCCGGCCCGAGCAUGGGUAUGGGGGUCGGGCCCGACCCGUUCGUGGGUCGCGAGGCGACCAGCGCCAAGGGCGACGACGCCUAUCUCUACAUCCUGCUCAUCAUGAUCUUCUACGCCUGCCUGGCCGGGGGCCUCAUCCUGGCCUACACCCGCUCCCGCAAGCUCGUCGAGGCCAAGGACGAGCCGGCCCAGGCCUGCGCGGCGCACGAGUGGGCCGCCGCCGACGCCGAGACUGCGGCCGGCUCUCCGGCCCAGGGCUGCCGCCAGCUUGCCCCCGGGGCGCCGCCCGCCCCGGCCCAGGGCGCCGAGGGGGUCUAGAACCGCGGCCCCGUUUGCUCUCGUGCGCGCGCCCUCCUGGUUUCCUGCGUCCCCGGGCGCGGCGCCCGCCUUCUCCUUUCCUCCCCUUCCAGGUGCCGCCUCACCUGAGGCCCAGACGGGGAGAGGCCCGCAGACCUCGUCUGACAGGCCCUGGAAGGAGCACCACCCUACCCACCCCCCAGACCGCUUUUUCCCUCUUAACCCUCCCACCCGGCCACCCCAUGCCUACACCCCUACCCCGCACACCCAACUGCACUAAACUGCCUCUGCUCUCUUGUCUUCAGACAGCCCUGACACCAUGCUCCAGCCCCCUGGGAACUGAAUCCAACACGUCCAGCACUUGGCAUUGAAGUGAAGCAAUGAAGUCUAUCAGAACUCUGGGCCGUCUAAGCUUCUCCAGCGGCUGCCAGGGACUGCUCACUUCACGGAGCCAGCGGGCUUGCCCUCGCUGCCAGGCGGGCCGCGGCAGUUCCAGCUUCCUGUUGCCUUAGGGACCGAGACAAAGAAAAAUGAAGAGACCCCAGACAUCUUUCCCCUCCCUCCUUCUUGCAGCAGGGAGCUAGCAGGACACUAGGACCAGUCUGUGGGCUAGAAUGGACUUCAUGGGGACUGAAGGGGGAGGGAAGCUGCAAGGGGAGGGGAAGAUCUAUGACCCUAACUGUAUGCCUUUCUUGCAUCCCGCUGUCAUCCCAAAAGUAACUGGCCUGAUUUUUAGCAGCGUGGCCAUCUUCUGGUGUGGGUAACCGUCCCUGGGUGUGUCACCUCCAUACCUCCAAAUGCCUCCCCUGUAUCGAUUCAGUUGCCAUUGCAGCUGUGUGCUUCAUGUAUGGAACAGGAGGCUCAGACAUUUCCCUCCCCUGUAACCUGGGGAAUAUCAGAGGCAGGUAAUAAAGGUUGUUUAAGCAAUA
This is a messenger RNA of Neofelis nebulosa (Clouded leopard), 3379 nucleotides long. RefSeq names its product potassium voltage-gated channel subfamily E regulatory subunit 5 (gene KCNE5). Lineage: Eukaryota; Metazoa; Chordata; Mammalia; Carnivora; Felidae. Gene Ontology annotation, biological process: negative regulation of delayed rectifier potassium channel activity; membrane repolarization during action potential; potassium ion export across plasma membrane. The coding region runs from base 2058 to 2471 and encodes 137 amino acids. Gene Ontology annotation, cellular component: membrane. Gene Ontology annotation, molecular function: potassium channel regulator activity; transmembrane transporter binding; delayed rectifier potassium channel activity. The record is from RefSeq and is a predicted model, not a curated record. The transcript has a single exon.